UAUACAUUAUUUUAUAACGAUUAUCGCUCUUUGAUUGGAUAAGAAAAAUUUUGUCCGGAUAUUGUCGUUCAGAAUAAUGCACAGAAUUCACAUGAAAUAUAUCUGUAAAUUGUAGCUACUUUUUAUUGGUUAUAAUUUUCACUUGUGUGAAAUAACUCGUAGGACGUGUUUGUGUAUCUUAUUUAUGAUGUAUCUUUGUUACAUACGUGUGUGUUUUACUAACUAUAGUACAAGUGACAAAUUAGUGUGGAUUAAAUCUAUAGGAGACGAAUUAUUAACUUGAAAGGUUGCAAACUAACCGUCACAACGGGGAUCGAACAGUCAGCCAUGUCCGUCUCUCAGAUGGAGAAGAAUUUGUUCAACUUAAAGUUCGCUGUAAAGGAAUUAGAAAGAAAUUCCAAAAAAUGCGAGAAAGAAGAGAAAAUAGAAAAGGCCAAGGUAAAAAAAGCUAUACAGAAGGGAAAUAUGGAAGGAGCAAGAAUACACGCUGAAAAUGCAAUUAGACAAAAGAAUCAAGCUUUAAAUUAUUUACGUAUGAGUGCUAGAGUUGAUGCUGUUGCAAGUAGGGUACAAACAGCGUUGACUACUAGAAAGGUUACACAAUCUAUGGCUGGUGUAGUCAAAGCAAUGGAUGCUGCAAUGAAGUCAAUGAAUUUGGAAAAGAUAUCAGGUUUAAUGGACAAAUUUGAAAGUCAAUUUGAAGAUUUGGAUGUUCAAAGUUCAUACAUGGAAAAUGCUAUGUCGCAAACAACAACAACAAAUGUACCACAAAAUGAUGUUGAUACAUUAAUGCAACAAGUAGCAGAUGAAGCUGGUCUUGAAUUAAACAUGGAACUGCCACCUGGACAAUUAGGAAGUAUUGGUACUUCUACAGCUGUAAGUCAGGAACAGGACGAACUUACACAACGGUUGGCACGCUUAAGAGAAUAAUAUUAACUUAUUUGUGUAAUAAAAAUGUUAUAUAUCUACAGCUUAAAUGAAACAGAUACUUCUAAAAUUGA
Messenger RNA from Vespula pensylvanica (western yellowjacket), 1001 nucleotides. RefSeq names its product charged multivesicular body protein 1b (gene Chmp1). NCBI's taxonomy places the organism in Eukaryota, Metazoa, Arthropoda, Insecta, Hymenoptera, Vespidae. Gene Ontology annotation, biological process: late endosome to vacuole transport; protein transport; endosome transport via multivesicular body sorting pathway. The transcript has 4 exons. Bases 328 to 930 code for a protein of 200 amino acids. The record is from RefSeq and is a predicted model, not a curated record. Gene Ontology annotation, cellular component: multivesicular body; ESCRT III complex.